GAAGCGUCGCAGCUCUGAGCUCAGCGGACGCUUCAUCACACCAGCCACUGAUGCCUUUCCAAGCAGAAGAAAGCAGAUCUGAGGCUUGUAGCUGAGGGUAAACCUCUGAGAAGCGGAUGAAGAAACAAAUCUUACUACGUUUCACAUACCGAGGACUAGUAAGAAAAGGGAAGAAGAGUAAAAGAAGAAAAUGGCCAAUUUUAUAUUACGGAAAGCCGAGCCCAAGGACGUGUCUGACAUACUGCGACUCAUAAAGGAACUGGCCAAAUUUGAGGAAAUGGAAGAUCAAGUUGUUCUCACUGAGAAAGAUCUGCUGGAGGACGGGUUUGGAGAUCAUCCGUUCUAUCACUGUAUCGUGGCUGAAGUGCCCAAACAGCAGCAGAGCGCCGACGGUCAUGUGAUCAUUGGCUUUGCCAUGUAUUAUUUCACCUAUGACCCCUGGAUUGGGAAACUGCUCUACUUGGAGGACUUCUACGUCAUGAAAGAGUUUCGGGGUUUUGGAAUUGGGUCUGAAAUCCUGAAGAAACUGAGUCAGACGGCGGUCAGGACUCGGUGCAGCAGCAUGCACUUCAUCGUGGCGGAGUGGAACAAAUCCUCCAUCGAGUUCUACAAGCGGCGUGGAGCGUCUGAUCUCUCGCUGGAGGAAGGGUGGAGGCUCUUCAAGAUCGACAAGCAGAACCUGCUCAAGAUGACCAAUGAGGAGUGAAGCGGAUGUCAGGAGAUUGUUGCAGUCUGUGAUUGACCCUCUGGUGCUGGUGUUCACUGAAGUGGACAAGAUCUUCAAAAGUCAUUUUGAAGCAUUCAGGGUGUGAUGUUACAUCCAAAACCUUUCAUUCUGACCCAUAAUUACAAUUCUCUCUACAUAAUUUUGAAAGAUUAUAUUCUUGUUUUGAAGUACAUUAAGAUAUUUUCUUUUCUUUUGUGAUGUAAUAAUUCAUGAAUCAGAGGCUUUCUGCCUGUCAUGCAAUGUACUGAUGUUUAUAUAGACGCGGCAUAUUCACUUCUCUGUAUACUUCAAUCUUAAAUUA
Sinocyclocheilus anshuiensis is the source of this 1028-nucleotide messenger RNA. RefSeq names its product spermidine/spermine N1-acetyltransferase 1a, duplicate 1 (gene sat1a.1). The record is from RefSeq and is a predicted model, not a curated record. Gene Ontology annotation, molecular function: diamine N-acetyltransferase activity; spermidine binding. Bases 191 to 706 code for a protein of 171 amino acids. NCBI's taxonomy places the organism in Eukaryota, Metazoa, Chordata, Actinopteri, Cypriniformes, Cyprinidae. The transcript is spliced from 6 exons.